Messenger RNA from Colletotrichum chrysophilum, 1461 nucleotides. RefSeq lists its product as uncharacterized. NCBI's taxonomy places the organism in Eukaryota, Fungi, Ascomycota, Sordariomycetes, Glomerellales, Glomerellaceae. Gene Ontology annotation, cellular component: chromosome, centromeric region; nucleus. The coding region runs from base 1 to 1461 and encodes 486 amino acids. Gene Ontology annotation, biological process: meiotic chromosome segregation. The transcript has a single exon. The record is from RefSeq and is a predicted model, not a curated record.
AUGGAGAAGAACCUCAUCGUCCGCCCCGACCCUGUACCUACCACUGAGGCAUCUGAACCCCAGAGAGUGCUUCAGAAAGAAAGCCCCAUCUUGCCUCCUGUCGUGCCCAGUGUAUCUGCCAAGACAGGCUCCAAGCGGAAGUACAGUGUUGGGGAGGAUACGAGUAAAACAGGGCAGCAAACAGCUGAACCGCAAAAGUCGAAGAACAUUUCGGAACGUCCGCUCAUCGGACGAGAUCAUCAGACCGGGAAAACAUUGAAGGAGCUGGCAAGCAUCCGACGUGAGGCGAGGGAACGUAUGGCUCCACCCGUCAACCCAAGGAAGCCUUUGUCAGCAAAAAGCACGAACGAUGACGUGACUUCUCCGAUCAAGAUCGCAAAGGCUGCAGCGGCAGAGGGCAAAAUCGGAGUUGAGAAGGCAAAGCCGCGGGCAGCAAGAGAACGAGCGGCGCAAAAGAUCAAGGAGACUGAGGCUGGGGAGAACGACGUCGAUAAUGCGCCUGUUGAAAUACCCAUGACAGCCCCAUUGUCCCCGACUUCAGUUGUCAAUGUUCUCCCUAGCACAGAAGCUGUUCCCCUCGAAGCUGCUUUGCUUUCACCGGCUUCCCCAGAGCAGACGUCCAGAAUGAGCCUGUCUAGUGUCAGGGACACUCCACCGCCUGCCGAAAUAUCCUCUCAUGGGGAGACAUCACGACCAAGCAGGCGAGCUCGAUCCGCCGUCAGUUAUGCUGAGCCCAACUUGCGAGACAAAAUGAGACGUCCGACCAAGGAGCUUUAUGACGCAGUGUCUGGGCAGACUAGAUAUCUGCAGCGCGGUGGGAGCGCCAAAUCGGACAGUGCCACGCCAGACGCCACUGUCACGAUCAAGCGCGAGUCUGCCGACGGCGAUACGCUAAGGCAUAUUCCAUCUCUUGCGCCAUCCACAGUUGAUAACCCACAAAGAACGUCAAGCCCUGCUGAGAUGACAAGCAUGCGAUCGUUGGACACCGAACCUGGCCCAGCAAGGCCUGACCGUAAGAAGCGAACAUCAUCGAUGAUGUCGAGGUCCAUAUCCGAGACUGAAGAAGAGACAUCGGCCCGACAGGCUCAAAUCGCUUCUCCGAGUCGUUCCACUUCAUCAUCGUCCACCAAGGUCGUCGAUCCUUACGAUUUCACCACCUCGACCCCGGGAAGUGACAGUUCGCGCAUCAUUGAAAUGAAGGAAAGCGCGCCGCCAGCAAGACAAUCCAAGUCUUCGAGACGGCUCUCGUCCGUCGUGAGAGAGGACUUCAAGAUUGAAAGCCUUGAGGGGGCCGAGCGAGCAAAGACUGGCGUAUCUAGGAAGAGGGCUUCGAUGGUCCUGCCAAAGAGGACCCGAGCGGAUACGGAGGGCUCCGAAGAUAGCAGCUUCGAGAGCCUGGACGGUGACAUUCAGGAGUCGUCGAAAAUCUCUGUGAGAAGGAGGAGGAGCAUGAUGUUAUAA